GUCCACGCCGACGCAGCGAAUUUCGGGGAAGGGAAGGGGAAAGAAGAGGUUUAUCGGAGGCUGAUUGAGGAGGCUGAGGCGCUUUUUGUGGGGGAGAGGAAUUGGGUAUGUUUUUUUUUGGCUUUUUCUUUUUGUAUUUUUUGGGGGAAGGGGGGGGAGAGUGUGAGAUGUGUGGAUGAUGGCUGAUUUUUUGGGUUGUAUUGGUGUAGGUUUGGUGAGUUAUUAUUUACCCUUUUUUCUUUUUGGGAUUUUGAUCUUAUUUUUGAGAGGCUUAUUGCUGGAAGAGUGGGAAGAAAAAGAGGGUGAGAGGAUGAGAUGAGAGGAUGAGAUGAGAUGGAUGGAUUUUAGAUUGUACUGUACUGGAUUUUGGAGUUGGAAUUGGGAAUGCAAGCAGGUCCAGAUCAACUAACCUGUGUCUCUAAACAGUAAUCUCGCAAAUACCGCCUCCCUCCUAUGGCACGCCUACAAAUCGCUCCCAUCCCCUUCAUCAGAAGUAAACUGGGCUGGUUCGUCUUUUCCUUCCUUCCUCUCCAUACCUCCCCUCUCACACCCUCUCACCACUUCCUCUUCUCCACCAACCAACUAACCAAUCCAAAAAAGGCUUCUACACCCUCCACCCCACCCAUCCCCGCACCCUCCUCCUAUCCCCCUUCCAAGGCAAAGUAGCCUGUCAAACCAUCGCCUUCUCGCGUGGUGUAUGUGGUAAAGCUGCUUCUACAAAAACUACCCAGGUUAUUCAAAACGUAGAGGAAUUCGAAGGCCAUAUUGCGUGUGAUAGUGAGAGUCGGAGUGAGAUUGUUGUUCCGAUUUUUAGGGGGGGUGGGGGUAAGGGUGAGGGGAGGGGUGAGGAGGGGGAAAGAGAAGGAAGGGAGAGGGAAGUGGUGGCUAUUAUUGAUGUUGAUUGUCGGCUUGUUGGGGGGUUUGAUGAGGUUGAUCGGGUUUGGUUGGAGAGGUUGGGGGGGUUGCUUGGGGGUGCUUGUGAUUGGUA
Hymenoscyphus albidus is the source of this 988-nucleotide messenger RNA. NCBI's taxonomy places the organism in Eukaryota, Fungi, Ascomycota, Leotiomycetes, Helotiales, Helotiaceae. The record is from the annotation of a GenBank genome assembly.